AUGAAUGGGACGGUAAAUCAGACUGGCAACGAAAAUCAUUCACUAUUCAAGACAACAUUUUCUGAGCAUAAUGUUCCUUAUCAAUCCAGUUCAUCUUCAUUACCGGGUCAGAAUUUAAUAACUCAGCAGCAACAGCAGCAGCAACAACAACAACUGCCACCGCAACAGCAAGAACAACAACAACAAGAACAACAACAACAGCAGACAUCAAAGCAAGGUUAUUUCACAUCUAUAUUAUCGUCUCUACCACAUCUUUCGCUUUCAUCGAUAACUGGUGAAAACUCAAAGUCGCCACAAAAUAAACAACAAAAUCAAAGCUCUAAUGCAUUUACACCGCUAAAUCCUGUACAUGGAUCGGCGCAAGGUCAGAUUCCCCGAUCUACUGAAAUUUCAUCGAAUGUAUACGAGCAUAAUAGUGAUCAUAGUCACUACUCUCAAAUAAGUGACUUCAAUACUAAUAAGGCAAAUUCACCGAUUAUACAAAAUCAACAACAACCGCCGCAACAACCACUGCAGCCGCCACCCAUUGCAAUUGGUGGAGUGGUUGCUGGGUCAUAUCGACUGGGUAAUCAACGUCGUCUUAAACAUUCACAUCUCCCAGAGCAAAUAUUAAAUUCCUCUAAGCCGUCUUAUCAGCCAGUUUCUUUACCGUCUUUUCCGAAUCAAUCGGAUUCUACUAUACCUCCUACUAUUUUCAAUCCAAAUACACAAACUCUUACUCCAAUCAACUCUCAGGUUGAUCAACAAAGCACAUCUUCGACACCGAAUCUAGCUGAAACUUUAUACAAUCAGGAAUACGUACUGCAUGGUUCUUAUAAAAAUAGUCCCGUAGUGACUCCUUCGAAUAUUUAUCCUGCCUCAUCACCUAAUUUUAAUAUUAGUAGUGCAUCUACUAAUUAUCAAGCAAAUACAUUCGCUACAGCACCUCAAGCUAUACCGGCAAGGUAUCCAGAACCUGCGACUCCUCAAAACACCCCAGCAGACAUUGCCUUUUCUGGUUUCAAUUCUUAUAGACAACAGCAGAUUCCUUAUGAAACAUCAAAGAACUCAAUCAUUCAAUCUAGUGGCCAAUUAAACGCCAUACAGGAAACUAAUAAAAAUCCCAUUAAUACCUUUACUACUGUAUCCGCUGCUAGGGUUACCGAGAAGCUUGAAAAUUUUAUCGCUGAACAGAAUGAUGAUAAUUUAUCUAUAAAAUCGGAAUUAUCAGCUGAAGUUGCUAAAAUAACAGAAAAUAUAUCAGCAUCUGAAAAGAUAAUUGAAAAUCAGAAAUCUAUUGAAGAAUUCACGGAAAUUAACUUAAAUAAUAGUCUUAUUAAGGAUAGUUUACAUCAAAAUAGUGAAGUUAAUUUUAAUAUUUUGUCGGAAAAUUUAAUUAAUCCACAAAGUUUAGACGCUUUUGCGGCGCCAUUAACAACAAAUUUCUUCGAAAAUUCUUCAACUAAUAAUCAAAGUGUACCAACAUUUUAUAAUUCGAUAUUUCAAACUAAAGAGCCUGUAAAAGAUCCGUUUUCAUUUGCUCAAUCGUCAGCCACACCCGAUUUAAUAAAAUUUCCAAACGAUAUAAUAAAUUCGCCCGAACAAUUUAUUGACAGCACACAAAUUUUAAAUCAAAAUAUAAAUAGUUCAGAAGUUGAAUUAUCUAAAGGGUUAGAAUAUACUGGAAAUGCCGAUUUAUCUUCGAAAUCCGUAUGGCAAUCAGAUCAAAUAGAGAUAAUGAAAUAA
Molecule: messenger RNA, 1725 nt
Organism: Ceratosolen solmsi marchali
Lineage: Eukaryota; Metazoa; Arthropoda; Insecta; Hymenoptera; Agaonidae
Product: transcription factor SPT20 homolog
Exons: 4
Coding region: 1-1725 (574 amino acids)
Source: RefSeq, a predicted model, not a curated record